GGAAGAUAAAGCCGGAGGAACGGCGGCGGGCGGGCAGGCAGGCAGGCUGGAAGGAUGGCGGCCGAGCCGGUGGGGACGGUGGAGUCGCUCUUCAGCCGCAACAAGGAGGAGCACCCGGAGCCCAUCAAGGCAGAAGUGCGGGGCGAGAUCCCCAGCUGGAUGGAGGGCAUCCUUCUGCGCAAUGGUCCGGGCAUGCACACCGUCGGGGAAAGCAAAUACAACCACUGGUUCGACGGCCUGGCUCUGCUGCACAGCUUUACGAUCAAAAACGGUGAGGUUUUCUAUCGAAGCAAAUACCUCCGCAGUGACACCUACAAGUGUAACAUUGAAGCAAACAGGAUUGUGGUGUCAGAAUUUGGGACGAUGGCUUACCCUGAUCCGUGUAAGAACAUAUUCGCCAAGGCUUUCUGUUAUCUCUCCCACACAAUACCUGAGUUCACAGACAACUGCCUCAUCAAUAUCAUGAAAAACGGUGAUGAUUACUAUGCUACCAGUGAGGUCAAUUUCAUUCGAAAGAUCAAUCCGCGGACUCUGGAGACGCUGGAGAAGGUCGACUACUCAAAAUACUUUGCCAUCAACCUGACAACAUCCCAUCCCCAUUAUGACAGUGCCGGGAAUAUUCUCAACAUGGGCACUUCCAUCGUGGACAAAGGGAAGACAAAAUAUGUGAUCUUUAAAAUUCCACCUUCGGCGCCAGAAAGUGAAAAGAAGAAGAAGAAGACCUGCCUGAAAUAUCUGGAAGUCAUGUGUACCAUCCCCUCCCGUUCCCUCUUGAACCCAAGCUAUUAUCACAGCUUUGGCGUGUCAGAAAAUUACGUCCUUUUCGUAGAGCAGCCAUUCAAACUGGAUAUACUCAAGAUGGCGACAGCCUACAUCCGAGGGGUGAGCUGGGCCUCCUGCCUCGUCUUCCAGAAAGACGACAAGACCUGGAUCCACCUCAUUGACAAAAGGACCAAAAAAGUCCUCCCUACCAAGUAUUACACAGACGCGCUGGUCCUCUUCCAUCACGUGAACGCUUACGAGGAGGACAACCACGUGGUUUUAGACAUCAUCUCCUACACCGACAACAGCCUCUACCAAAUGUUCUAUCUCAAGAACUUGAAUAGUAACUUUGAGGACAACAUGAAGCUCACUUCCAUCCCAACCUGCAAGAGGUUUGUGCUUCCUCUGCAGUGUGACAAGGACACUGAAGUGGGCUCGAAUUUGGUCCGACUCCCAUCAACAACGGCGACCGCUGUGAAGGAAAAAGACGGCUGCAUCUACUGUCAGCCUGAAAUCUUAUGUGAAGGGAUGGAACUGCCUCGCAUCAACUAUGACUACAAUGGGAAGAAAUACCGAUACAUUUUUGCCGCAGAGGUGAAAUGGAGCCCUGUUCCCACACAGGUAGUGAAAUUUGACAUCGUGACGAAGCAGAGACUUCACUGGGAAGAAGAGCAUUGUUGGCCGGCUGAACCUGUCUUUGUUCCUAGCCCGAAUGCCAAGGAAGAGGAUGAUGGAAUCAUUUUGUCAACUAUUGUGACGUCGGACCCUCAGAAGCUGCCUUUCCUGCUGAUUUUGGAUGCCAAAACAUUCACGGAAAUAGCACGGGCGACCGUCAAUGUGGAACUCCACCUGGAUUUACACGGGAUCUUCAUACAUGAGAAGGACUUGCCACUGGAGCAUGAGGUAGACCUAGACAAAGACGAAGAUUAAAGGAAUGUUCCGUCUUGUAAAACAAAGGACAUGGAUGAAGCUGCUUGCGAAGAAUUUGUUUAUACGCCAGUCCUCGCCAGAUAUACCUACGUAUUUCAACCAAUAUAAAUGGCCCAGUUCUGGGCACUGUGCUGGCACAGUGAUCUCUAUAUAUGUGAAACCUUAGCACUUACUGUUUGGUGCUACAAAAUGAAGGGUAGACAGAGUCCAUAGCUAUAUUUGCACUAUGGCACUAAGGAGAAUGUUGUAUGUAUUACCAACGCCACACACUUGAGUCGCUAGGUAUUCCAGAUGGGAGUUGGAUUUCUUGGGCUACAAAACCCAUAAUUCCUCAUUUUGGGAGUCCUACUUAACAAACACCUAAUUGUGGCUCACCUGGGAGAAAAGGCCUAAAGUAGCAAGCUUUGAGGUUUAGCUAGGCCUAGCUCUGCUCAGUUUCCUGUCAAAAAAAAGAAAGAAAGCUCCCAGCUAGCAGCAUGGCAGGAAGAAGAAGCUUGAAUGGAGCUAGGCCUCAAAGCCUUCACAUAUAGGUGUCUGCAAGUCAGAUAGAACAACAAUGGGGAAUUAUGGGCUUUGUCAUCCAAGAAAUA
Messenger RNA from Pogona vitticeps (central bearded dragon), 2282 nucleotides. It is a transcript of the gene BCO1, whose product is annotated as beta-carotene oxygenase 1. The record is from RefSeq and is a predicted model, not a curated record. Gene Ontology annotation, biological process: retinal metabolic process; carotene catabolic process. Lineage: Eukaryota; Metazoa; Chordata; Lepidosauria; Squamata; Agamidae. Gene Ontology annotation, molecular function: beta-carotene 15,15'-dioxygenase activity; carotenoid dioxygenase activity.